Molecule: messenger RNA, 4066 nt
Organism: Marchantia polymorpha subsp. ruderalis
Lineage: Eukaryota; Viridiplantae; Streptophyta; Marchantiopsida; Marchantiales; Marchantiaceae
Source: the annotation of a GenBank genome assembly
AAAGUCUAAACAUAAGACAAAUCGAGACCUUCCGUGGCAGAAAUCUGGAUGGAACGCACCACAGUCGGAUUUAAAUAUUCUAAAGCUCACAGUUAGUGGGAUCCUGGAACAUAAGGACGACAAAUUCAGCGGGAAAUCAAUCAUCUGAUGUUUGACCAGGCCAGGGCAGGAUGAAAACGUGUGCUGAAACGAAGUUACAACUGAUCUCGUACGAUCUCGUGUAAGUGUACUCAUGAUUCGAAUUGGUACAUGCUGGAUUGACAGGAUAAAGUAGAGCAAGGAAGCAAGCCCACGUUCAGCGUAUUCUGCUCGACAAUUUUUGGUGAAAAAGAUAAGAUCAUGUACACUGACCAAGAUCUGCAGAUCGCUGUCGUGCUGAAAAGUGCGUCCAAAUUCGAAAGAGAGUAUUAUUAUAACUAAGGUAAACAAAUUUCCCUUGCUGACCUUCUAUUAGUUCCAACUGCAAGUUAAGUUUCGAUUUUGUGGCUACGUUGAUCAACCGCAACCUUUGUCGAGCCUUCAUACGAAUGUUAUGCUGGAGGCUACAUCAUCAACCGAUUUACUGUCGAUGGUUCUGGUCUGUACAAACGAGAAGCAGGACUACAGCGCCGUAGUAGAGCCAAAUCCAUGGAUCCAGCCGCUGCCACAGGAACCUCGACUGGAUGCUUACCGGGAGCUUCCGACUGAAAACCUGCUGGUGCGAACGAACAGGAGCUCAUCUCGAACAAUUCACCCGUGAGGCCGACCUUUGGGCUCUACUAAGACGAUGCUCGGGUGAGGUAUUCUUGGCUAGAAUAGAAUGGAGGCCUUAUGGAACAAUUGGAUCAGUGCUAUCUCCACCUGCCGAGGACGACGGACAGAAAGGACCAAUGUUGUAAGUCAGCAGACGAGCUGAAAGUGCACUCUAAUUGAAAGCGAUUGCACUGAAACAUACCCUUAUUGUCGGCUAUCUCUCACACCUGAACUCACCAGAAGUUCCCUUAUCUGGAUGGAUUUCAUGUAUGUCGCUCUGACUCCAGAAUUUUCAAAGAUCAGGGAUAUGAUACUGAGCUCACCAGCAUUAAUCUUGGCAAUAGCGUCGGCUAUCACAAUCGUGUUAUCUCAGGACUGGCGUAUAUUGUCCUAGUUGGUUAGGCUGCCAGGUGCAUUUUCAGGUAGCCUUACACUGCAUGAAUCAGAAGAAACUUUGUGGGUUUCAGAAAUUCGCUUCUGCACGCGACAGAUGAGAAUAUAGGCCUAAUUCCGAUGGAGCAAUAUGGAGUCACCUCAUGUGCAGCAGAUACGUUCUAGCUCCGGAGAGCAGGGCAAGAGCAUUUCUACCUACCGCAAGUGAUCCUUGUCCAUUUCCUAUUCUACUUUCACCGGUGGACCAGCUAUGAGAUGGGUUCGUAUGUUGAUGUUGUUCUCACUGGAGCUCAUGCAGAUUUCGAGAGGAAACGCAGCGUUACCUCCUGUGGAACUAAAUGCCGUCGAGGUUUUGCGCGAUACGUUUCAUCUGUCCAACUGGACAGGGGACCCGUGCGGCAACGUGACUUGGAUUAAGUGUUCUGGGAUCACAAAUUCAAAAGUCGAGACACUGGACUUGACAAGUUACAAUCUCACGGGAAACUUACCAGCGGAAAUUUCGAAUCUGCAGAAUCUCUUAUACCUACUUUUGGCAGACAAUCCCCAAUUGAGCGGGCCCUUACCAGACCUCAGUGGACUCAGUCUCAUGCAGAUAUUUAAUGCAAGGAAUUGUUCUCUAACAGGCAACAUCCCGGAUCUCAAGACUUCGAAUUCGCUGUCGACUCUGGAUCUGCAAAUGAACGAUUUCCAUGGAUCGAUACCUGCUGGUCUGUUCCAAGGGAAUAUUCGAUACAUGUACUUGAAUGACAAUCCUCAUCUGUCCGGAGGAAUCCCAAGCACAAGUCCACUAACUGCCAUUGAAAACUUUGGGUUACAAGACUGUAAUCUAAGCGGGAAUGUGCCUUCUUUCAAUACAGCUACGAAUAUGGAAUUUAUAUAUUUGCAGAACAACCGAUUGACAUCAUUCCCGCCUGACUUGCAAAUGCUGACGCAAUUAAGGCAGAUUCAUCUUUACAACAAUGAUAUAACCGGAAAUUUGCCAGAUCUUCCUGCAGCUUCAUCUCAAGGAACAGACCAAAACUAUGUUGAAUGGCUACUCUUCAGCAACAACCAGUUUUCUGGAGAGAUUCCAAAUUCUUGGUAUCAACUUACAUAUGUUCAAGGAAUGCUGCUCGAUUACAACAACCUGAGUGGAAGCAUACAGAAAGAGAUUGGUAAUCUCUUAAACGUGAAACAGCUAAACCUUAGUCACAAUCACUUCUCAGGACCGAUUCCAGAUGAAUUUGGCAACCUUAACAAGCUUGAAAUAUUGGACCUCAGGAAUAACCAAUUCAGCGGCGCUGUACCUCUGACGCUUGCUAAACUUCCGAACCUCAAAGCAUUGUGGCUAGACAAUAACAACUUUACAGAAAUACCACAAGUUCUGAGAGACAAGCUAGGCUCUAACAUGACCUAUGACUCUAACGUCAAGAUCAUAGGUGUAUCGUCGAAAUCUGGUCUAUCAACUGGAGCACUUGCUGGAAUUGUAGUUGCAGUCUUCGGAUGCAUCUUAGCGUUUGCAGUGUUGGCUUUCAUACAGAAAAGGAGGAGGAUGAAAACUGGUGAAGAUCAGGUAUCCAAAGGGGACAUGCCAAAGUCAGCCACGAGUUUUCCGUUGAAGACUAUCAAAUCCAUAACUCAAAACUUUACGACUUUGAUCGGGAAAGGAGGGUUCGGAUCGGUCUACUAUGGGAAAUUAUCAGACGGCAACGAGGUAGCUGUGAAAGUCAGGUCGCCAGACUCCAAACAGGGAGCAGAUGAGUUUCUGAACGAGGUCCGACUGCUUUCCAGACUACACCACCGGAGUCUCGUAUCUUUGGUCGGUUACUGUCUAGAAGCGCAGCAACAGAUCCUCCUGUACGAGUACAUGGAGCAAGGCACUUUGCACGAUCAUCUCUACCGCUCAGGAUCUAGCUCCAACCCGUCAACCAGUACAAUGUCAUCAAAUAGCUCAUCAACACUACGUGAGAUUUUGAGCUGGAAGAAGCGACUAGAAGUUGUGAUCGAGGCUGCAAGAGGGCUUGAAUAUCUGCACAAGGACUGCAAACCGCCCAUCAUACAUCGGGACGUAAAAUCGGCGAACAUCCUCCUCGACGACAGACUACAAGCAAAAGUCUCAGAUCUGGGGAUUUCCAAACAAGCGCCUGAGCUAGAUACAGAGGAAGCAUUAGUUUAUUCUGGAAUGGGAGUAUCCACGGUGAUCAAAGGCACCUUCGGAUAUAUGGAUCCUGAGUACUACAGUCGACGUAGGUUGACCAUCAAGAGUGAUGUAUACAGUUUCGGCGUGGUUCUUCUCGAGAUCAUCACUUGCAAAAGGCCCCAGACCCUGAGGUUUCCUGGAAGCGCCGCGACAACGUUGACAGAGUGGGUACUAGAUGCAGUGAACGCUAAUGAGGUCGAGUCUAUCGUCGAUCCGUUGCUGGGAAGUCAAUAUGACAGAGAGAGUGUGCUAAGCGUCGCCCGAAUCGCCUUAUCGUGUCUGCAUCCUGAAGGCGCACAAAGGCCAAACAUGGGUGACAUUGUGCGCACUUUAACUCAAGCGCUGCAAAUGGAAGGAAGGUACACGGACAGUUCUGUACCUGCUGCCAUGGACGAUGAAUCUGAGGACGCGAAUCUGAACUCAGUGUGCAACUGAGCUCAACGAAGUGCACUAGCCUCAGCUCGUCUUACAUUCGUGGAGACUUUCGUACAUCUAGGAACACAUUACGGAGAUAACAUGCGGCUGCACUACCGCGUAAAUCUCUUGCAUUUCGUUAGCCUUCUUGUACUUUGGAUACAACUCCUUGGGGUUCAUAAUAUAUUCAAAAUUCGUGUAAAGUGGAAGCAUUGUUUGGAAAGGUUGUGAUUCUCGGAUAAUUGCUAGUGUUCUUUUAAUCAGCUCUUUAAAGUUUCAGAGAGAAAACAAAUUUCAUAAUAAUGUGAAUAGAAUUUUAAUUCUUUUUAUCAUAUAUGAUAUGAAUAA